Molecule: messenger RNA, 734 nt
Organism: Xyrauchen texanus (razorback sucker)
Lineage: Eukaryota; Metazoa; Chordata; Actinopteri; Cypriniformes; Catostomidae
Gene: gbp
Product: glycogen synthase kinase binding protein
Exons: 1
Coding region: 107-601 (164 amino acids)
Cellular component (GO): cytoplasm
Source: RefSeq, a predicted model, not a curated record
UGUUGAGCAGCGUGGCGAACGGUCACACCGGUUAAACGGUCCUGUCAAUUUAAAUAAAAACACGAAUUGCAGCCUGAUAUUUUGAUAUAUACAUAUAUAUUGAAAUAUGCCUUGUCGAAAGGAGAACUAUAUCUUUUUGGAACAGUCGGUAACGGUGGAUUCUAAGGAAGUAGACGCGCUCGUGUCGAAGAUCGGCGAGGCGCUGCAGCUUCACAACAAUAGCUCGAGCCAUAAGGGGAUGUCACGUCUACACGGUCUCGCCAGCGGCACAUGCGUCAAACCGAGCAACACAAGCGGCAGCCACGGCAGUAGCAUCUCGGCGGGCGGUCAGCGGCGCAACGGAUGCUGCAUGCGUCUCCGCAGCCGCAGCCGGAGUUUACGCACCAGCCCAUACAAUCUGCCGGGAUCCAGCGAUCAGAAUUGGGACCAUUUCAAAUCGUGGAACCGAAAGAAGAUCGACGUUACGACGGGCGACGGUGACGACCCGCAUCAGCUCCUCCAGGAACUCAUAUUGUCGGGUAAUCUGAUCAAGGAAGCGGUCAGACGACUUCAGUUCUCAUCGGAACCACCGGAGCAGGAGAUUUCGAAACCCGUAGAUUGACUUGUUUUCAGACCAGCAGAUGCACGAGCGUCCUCGCGUUUAAUGGGGCCGCCCGCUCAUUGCCAUACAGUGAUUCUGCUGAUGGUUUUAUAGACUUUGACAUCAAACCCGUAUCAUUUUUCUAUUGUAUAUU